Mugil cephalus (flathead mullet) is the source of this 6288-nucleotide messenger RNA. RefSeq names its product one cut homeobox 3b (gene onecut3b). Gene Ontology annotation, cellular component: nucleus. The transcript is spliced from 2 exons. Gene Ontology annotation, biological process: regulation of transcription by RNA polymerase II. NCBI's taxonomy places the organism in Eukaryota, Metazoa, Chordata, Actinopteri, Mugiliformes, Mugilidae. Gene Ontology annotation, molecular function: RNA polymerase II cis-regulatory region sequence-specific DNA binding; DNA-binding transcription factor activity, RNA polymerase II-specific. The coding region runs from base 278 to 1711 and encodes 477 amino acids. The record is from RefSeq and is a predicted model, not a curated record.
GAGAGCUCCCAGACACAUGAAUGUAUGAAGCGCCACGACGACGCGCAGUCUCUCGGUGCUGUACCUGCCUCGGAAUAACACAACUUCUCUUCAGCACGUCGGACUGAUCGGAUCAUUUAAAUCAAUGGAUUGGAGCUCAAACGGGUUGGUCAUUUUAUUGCUCCGGGAGGGCUAGAGGGUAAGAAAGAGCGCGUAUCUCUCAGUGAGAGAGUAUCAAGAGGGAGAGACAGGGGAGAGGGUGGGAGGGUGGGACAAGGGAACAUAUAUCCUUUCGGUUAUGGAGCUCACCAUGGAGAACCUUCACAGCGUCUCCUCGCACUCCCAGGCGGGGGACCUCAUGAGCUCUCCGCACGCUCGUCCGUCGCCGUCCCCCAGCUCCACUCCCCGGAAUCUGGUAUCGCACGCUCCCGGCGCGCGGUCAGCCAUGGUGUCCGGCAUGGCCUCGCUUCUGGAGGGGUCCGGAGGGGACUACCGGACAGACCCGUCCGCGUUGACCGGACACCUCCACCCGUCCAUCAGCAUGUGCGAGACCGGGAUGAGCCUUAGUAACACGUACACCACGCUGACCCCCCUGCAGCACCUACCUCCCAUAUCCACCGUCACGGAUAAGUUUCACCACCCGCACUCACAUCACCACGCUGCAGCCCAUCAACGACUCUCCGCCGGGAAUGUCAGCGGAAGCUUCACGUUGAUGCGGGACGACCACCGGGGGCUCACCUCCAUGGGCAAUCUGUACAGUCACUACCCGAAAGAGAUGUCCGUGUCCGGCAUGGGGCACGGCUCGCUCUCCCCGCUGUCCAGCGGGCUGGGCUCUCUGCACAACUCGCAACAGUCGCUGUCAGCCUACGGCCCCGGCGCGCACCUCUCCACCGACGCCAAGAUGAUCUCUCCCGUAUCAGGGUUUGACUCCCACGCAUCCAUGCUGUCCCGAAGUGACCAAGAGCACCUGGCCAGGAGUUUAGGGGGGCACGGCCAUGGCAUGAUCUCGAACCUCAACGGCAUGCACCACCACCCGCACAGUCACAUCCACUCCCAGGCAAACGGCGCGGUGAUGCUGGGGGACCGGGAGAGGCACGGCCACGGAGCCAGCCAGGGAGUAUCAGGGUCGGGCAUCCAGGCGGAGGAAAUCAACACAAAGGAGGUGGCUCAGAGGAUAACGGCCGAGUUAAAGCGGUACUCCAUCCCGCAGGCCAUCUUCGCCCAGAGGAUCUUAAGUCGGUCGCAGGGCACCCUCUCAGACCUGCUGCGGAACCCCAAACCUUGGAGUAAGCUCAAGUCAGGCCGGGAGACCUUCAGGAGGAUGUGGAAGUGGCUCCAGGAACCCGAGUUUCAGCGCAUGUCUGCUCUCAGGUUGGCCGCAUGUAAACGUAAGGAGGAGGACCGCGGACGAGAGCGCAACCAGGUGCCAAAGAAGCAGCGACUGGUCUUCACCGACCUGCAGCGUCGCACCCUGGUAGCCAUCUUUAGAGAGAACCGGCGCCCCUCCAAGGAGAUGCAGGUCACCAUCUCUCAGCAGCUGGGCCUGGAGCUCUCCACUGUCUCCAACUUCUUCAUGAACUCACGCCGCCGCUGUCCAGACCGCUGGGACACAGAAGAGCACAGUCACGGGGUGCACGGCCACGUGCACGCGGCUCACGGAAACAGCAGCAACAUCAGCGCCUCGCCAAUACAGCCCGGCACCUCCUCCGCCGCCACGUUCUCCAAGGCCUGACAGCAGCAGGACUGACGGUUGAGCGGACGCACGGAGGCGGACGGAGGUGCUUUUCACUAAAGCAGCAGGUUCUGACUUCAAUUCUGCGGAGCUACUGGGCGUGUAGCCUCCGAACCACUCAUCUGAUUCAUCUGUUCUAAGUGCGGAGGACUUGUGCAGAUGAAUCAGAUCUUCUCAGCGCUCCAUGUGUUUUCUUUUAAUCUGAAUGUCAUUAGGGGCUUGCCUUUCACAACGUGGCUCUGUAAACCAAAAAGAGGUUUCCUCAGAAACCACCACACGUGGCUUUGAGUAAAUCCACCCGAAAAACCAAAGAAAAUCCAACUACGCUAAACUACGCUGUGCGUCUGUGUUGAAGCCUUGAAGAGAGGAUUCUGAGAACUGGUAGCUUUAAGUCAAGAGACCUUGAGCAGCCUUCGCAAAUCAGCCAGAAAUCAGACAGCAGGUGUAUCCGCAGCUGUAAUUUCAGUGUGAGAGAGGCUGAUUGAGAGGUGCAUUUAUGUGUCAAGUGUCUCUAAAACGUUCUCUGCAGGCCCUUUGAUCUGCUAACCACAUGCCACUGCAUGCACACAUCACUGUAUGCGUGUGUGUCAUAUGUGUACGUGCACAUGGUGUAUGUGCUGUAGGGGUGCAAUACCUCUGCAGUCAUUCAACACGCUCCAGGUCAGGUUAACAGUGCCACCUGCUGUUCGUUUUCUACCACAUGGGAACAUGUCCUGGGCAUGUGUGGCUCAUAUCUCCAGCAGCAGGCCUACGGCAACACCUGGCAGCCUGCAAUGUACAUUUGUGUUAGGACACAGCACGACACAUAAGCGAAAGUGUAGCCCUGCAAACACCAAACACAGUGAGAAACAGUGAUAACACACACACACAAACCCUUUGAUACACAUUUGAAUGUUCGUCUUAGCAAAUGGCUUCACGGCCGUCGACUGCAUGAGAGGUUAUUUUCAGGUUACAAAAAAGGAGAACAAUCAAACGGGGACGACAGUCGUCCCCGAGUGUAGGGAGAGAGGGAGGCGGGGUCUGCUCUGUUCUAGUGGCCAAACACAGAGGUCAAAUGUCACAAUAUAGGAUCCUGAGUGCCAAUGAUGUUUGCCUCUUCAUGAUAAUCAGAGGACAGAUGCAGCCCGCCUCCAUCGCCGCGCGCCCCGCUGUGUCUGGUCUGUGUCAUUACAACCUUCGAACUGCGAGCACUAAACGGGCACGUUGCCUAUUCCAUACCUCAGAAAAACACUGACGUGAUCGACAUGUAAACACAAUGAAAAUGACUGUAAAUAAUCUUUGAUUUCAUCUCUUUCUCUGUCUUAUCUCCUCUAUUUAUCUACCCUCUUCCUACUCCUCCCCCUACCCCCACCCGAUGUACUUUUCUUUCACCCCCCCCCCCCCCCCCUUAACUAUUGAUGCGGGUAAUAAUAGUACCAUAGACACAUGGUUUCUCUCUUGUGACUAUUGUGCUAUGUUGUGCUGAAACUGUAUGUAAAGAAGCACCUUGUCGACAAAAUGUAAAAAAAAAAAAAACUUAAAGACAGAAAAAAAAGACAAAUCAACAUGUGAUAGACUGAUCCUAUGCACAGACAAGGAAGGGAUACUACAAGUGACAAACUGUGCAUAUUUGUGAAUACCUGUGUGAUGGAACAGAUAUACCGUCUGGACAUGGAGGACCUCUUCCUUGAUCUCUUUGUUGACCUCUUUCAACCGGACUGUCGCUGCAUUCCUCUGCUAACGGUGUUCUUUGGCUACCAUGAGAACCGCCUCAUUUCUUUGUGCAUUUAUACUUUUUCUUUUUGUGGGCAAAGCCACUCGUUGUGUAGCAUCUUCUAGCGGGAGAUAAUCAUAUUAAAGAGGAGACGCAGGCAGGAGGAGGAAGAAGAAGAAGAAGAAGAAGAAGAAGAAGAAGAAGGGUGCAGCGGGGAGAGGCAAGGAAACAAUUAAGUGACAUUCCUCCAUAAACCGUGUCGUUGUGUAGUGCACUGUAACAGGCUUUCUGUUGGGGGUGUCAUUUAGGUAUCGCUCCGGGGUCCAGAGUGGGGGGGGGGGAACGUUUGUAGGUUUUCAGUGCAGAUGUUUAAUGUUUAAAGCAGGAAGUUAGCGAUGGAAACGGUUGUGUGCGUGUGUGGCUACCUCACAGAUUUAAGUGGACUGUGACACAGCCAUCAAUACCAAAGAUACUUUGAGCCUGCUGUGUUCACUCUGGACCUGGGACGUGCAUGCACACACACACACAUACACACGCACACACACACACACAGAGUCAGAUGCAGGAGUGCAUGUGUGCACUUCCACAGAGCAGUCGUGCCGCGUGGCAAACGCUAAGGGGUGUUUGUUAUGUGGGAAGAGUUGAGUGCCUUUUUCCUUCAACCAGGGGUUGGGCUGCUCUGAUCAUACACACACACACACACGCACACACAUGAUUAAAGUGAAGGGGGGCACACACUGGGUGAAAGGGGUGCCACACUGGAGGGGCCUUCAUGACAUUAAAAAGCAUUUGCUCUGAUUCAAAGAGCGCCUUUUUUUUCCAAACAGUGAGGGGCAGAGAUUGUUUACCGCCACCGUUUUGUGUUUUAUUUAUUUAUUUUUUUACACCCAGGCGAGACUCCUUCAUCUCGACGAGUCCCCUCCACAAUACACACAUGCACACACACUCCAGCCAGAGAUAUUUUUGUGUAAUUUGUAAUCCUGAGUGUAGGUGUGUGUGUGUAUUCGACUGUUUACAAAACCCUCUCUCUAAUUGGCUGGCAUCUAAAUUCUAAACAUCCAACCAAAGAGAAAUCGGAACAGAAACGAUCCAGCUUUCCAUCUCCAAAAGACACAUGACGCCCGCCGGUGACCCCCGCCCAUCCAAACCCUCUUUGCUCGUCCCUCUGUCCAGGGUAGCAUUACAACAAGGCAGGCAUGUGUAGACAAUUCAUCUCGAUAUACCUCAAAUCUUUAUUGUAAAGCUUAAUAUAGUGAAACAAUAAUGACAAUGUUUAGCAAUGAGUGACAUUAAAGUCACUACAAAAUGAUUGUUCAUCUGUUUAUCUUUUUCUUUUUAAUUUUUUUUAAAGGAGUGUGUGAAGUGUAAGCUGUUGACAUCUUUUGAGUUCAUUUAUUGUUUGUAGAUUUGCACGGUGUCCUCUUUGGAGAAAGUCUGAAGGGAGGAAGUGCACAAGGAAUAAAUAUAAAAUAGGAAAGGACAUAUAACAUGACAAAACUGGAGAGGUUUAUGAAAAUAAGAAGGUGCAUCUGAGAAGAUGAAGGCAAAUAUAACACAUCAAGGACACAUUCAUUUCUGUUCUGCAACACUUUUUUUUGGCUUAUUUUGUGUUUGAAAAUUGUCUCCAGUGUGUGUUAAAGCAAUUCCCAUAUUAAAAAAAAAAGAAAAAAAGAAAACCAAACAAAGCACCUCUGUCAUUAGGGGUGGGAUGAGCGAUUCUUUUAUGCAUGGUUACUAUAUAAGUGUAUAUAAACCACAGGAUGAACUGUACCUCUACAGGUGGAGGAGAGGGGGAGAAACUGGGGGGGAAAAAAACAUCAACUGGGUCUUUGUUUCCGAGUAAUCUUUACAUUCUUUCUAGCUCCUUGUCUUUUACGUGCUGUUUGUGUAUUUGUAUAAAAUAUGUAUAUUUGUAUGUGUUUCAGGUUCAUUACUGUGUCUCUCCCCUGGCUGUAACCUUACCCUUUGUGUGCAAUAGUCCCCCCACUUCCAUCUCUGUAUCCGUUCCAUCACGCAGGUGUGAGUGUGCGCGUGAGAGUUUCUCCGUUUUGUUCAUCCGUAUUUAAUCUAAAUUUCAAAUCCGGCCUGGGUGUUUGUGUGCUUUAGGAGCUGGCCGAAGCUUAAACGGACAGACAGAGACAGACAGAGACAGACAGACAGACAGCCAGGCAGCUGAAAUUUCUUCCUAGCGCAUCAAAAUGGCGUCAUUUGCUUUUUUCUUUCAGACAAACCUCAGAGCUCUGGAAGCCCCAGUGUCAAUGUUCUCUCCCUCUUCCCUUACCGAUCAAUCAAUCAGAACCAAGUGUCUUUGUGAUGGUAGAGACAAUCAAUUUCCAAUAGAGCAGAGACAAAAAAAAAAGAAGGAGGGAGAGAGAAAGAGAGUGAUGGAGGAGGGCAGAGAAACUGACUGGACAGGAGAGGUGGGAGGCGAAGGGGUAAGAAUGGCUCUCAGUGUGUGUGUGUGUGUGUGUGUGUGUGUGUGUGUGUGUGUGUGUGUGUGUGUGUGCGCGGUCACCUUUAACCUCUGCAGAGUGACCUUUACGAUGGAGGCCGAGGCAUUCAGGACCCUCCCCCGGCUACGAGGGGGGUAGUGGUGAGGAGGGAGGGGGGAUCUGACUUGUUAAGUGGACAUCUAAUCGAAGGUGUUGAUCAAAUGCCUGCACACAUAUGCACAGAGGGCACAUGCACAUAAACACACACACACAGCCAUCACGCAGAGAGCCUUUCUUCUUGAUCUGGGUGAUACAGUGAGUCUGUCGGUCACGUUGGUCUGCCUUCAGCCUGCGGAGGAAGGAUCAAGAAAUAACUGGAACAAAUAAUGCACCAAGUGAAAACCAGUAUGGGUAAAUUUGUGUGUUUUGAGAAAAACUAAUAAAGAAACAAG